UGUGGUUAAAGGACUGUAUCAACCAGUUCCCCAUUCUGUGCUUUACCAUGUGAUACUGAGUGAGGAUAUUCUGAUUUUGCAUAUUUUUUUGCGCUCUGGGGCCAUGGAGGUUUGCAUGAUGAGAUAUUUUCGAGAAAUUCUCGUUUUCGUGCAUCUGAUUGCUUGCGUGGCGGGUAUGACAGGAAGAUGUAGUCUGUUCGGACGACACCACAUUCACACUUUCGAUGGUGUUUUGUACGAGUUUCCUGGAGACUGCAGCUACCUGCUGGCUGGAGACUGCAACCAUCGCUCAUUCACACUGCUGGGAGAUUUCGCGAAUUCCAAACGGAUGGGGGUGACGCUGUUUUUGGGCGACGCCUUUGAGCUGCACCUGUCGGUGGAUGGACGACUUUCACAAGGGGAAAAAAGACUGCCGCUGCCCUAUGCGUCGCACGCUGUGUUUGUUGGCUCAGAGCUUGGUUUUUAUAAGCUCUGGAGCGAGGAGUUUGGCUUCACAGUCACCAUUGAUAAUUCAGCCAACAUUGCGGUGACGCUUACCAAACACCACUCCAAUCGCACCUGCGGCCUCUGUGGAAACUUCAAUACUCUGUCAGCUGAUGAAUACACUGCGCAGGAAGGAUUUCUGACAGAAGACAGUUAUGACUUUGCAAACUCCUGGGCGGUGAAGGGAGCUGAUCAGUCCUGUCGACGUGUCUCAAAUCCCACCCAGUCCUGUAACAGCACCAAAGAGACGUCAACGAUUUUGUCCAGCUGCAGUGUCUUGGAAACCUCCAGCGUGUUCCUCCAAUGUGCCCACCUGGUUUCACCCGAGGCCUUCCUGAAGCUGUGUCAGAUGGAGGCCUGCCACUGUGACCAGAGGACGGGGGAAGACUGCUACUGUCCCGUCCUGCUGGAGUACGCCCGCACAUGCCACGCUCACGGAAUUCUUCUUCACGGGUGGCUGGAGGAGAGUCGCUGCUUUCCUAAGUGUCCCAUUGGGAUGCAGUACAGUGAAUGUACCAAGUCCUGCUCUACAACCUGCCAUAGUCUCAACAUCCAAGAGGUUUGCAAGGAGGAAUGCGUGGAUGGCUGCUCCUGCCCUGUUGGGAAGGUUCUGGACGGUAACCGCUGUGUGGAUGUAUCUCAGUGCUCCUGUGCGCACAUGGGGCGACACUUUCCUCCAGGGUCCACUAUCUCUCAAGACUGCAACACCUGUGUGUGUCGUCAUGGCUCAUGGGAAUGCACCAAUGAAGGCUGCCCUGGUGAGUGCUUGGUGGUUGGACAGUCUCACUACAAAAGCUUUGACAAUAAGUUCUUCACCUUCACGGGUCACUGUCAGUAUCUGCUGGCCAGGGACUGCACUCAUAAUGAGUUUUCUGUCAUCAUCGAGAAUGUGCAGUGUGCAGACGAUCAGGAUGCCGUGUGCACACGGUCCGUCACACUCACUCUGGCCGCUCUGGAGGACAUGACAGUAAAGCUGAAGCAUGGAGGAAUUGUAUCUGUCAACAACAUGGACAUCCAGACCCCAAUGCAUCAUGGCCGUCUUCAUAUCCAGAGGUCAAUUCACUCGUCUGUGCGAGUUAAGUUUGGUGAUGACCUUCGUCUGGACUGGGAUGGACGAGGCCGUGUGCUUCUAAAGCUGGGACCACGCUGGACAGGGCAGACCUGCGGACUCUGUGGGAACUACAAUGGCAACCAAGGCGACGACUUCCUUUCUGGUUCUGGACUCAUUGAGGCGGGUCCUCAAGCAUUUAGCCAAGAAUGGCGGAUCAACGGAGACUGUGAAUCCCCUCACAAACAUGACAGUGAUCCGUGUGCCGCUAACCCCAAAAGAGUGCGCUUUGCGGAGGAGGCGUGUGCGGUCAUGAUGUCGGACUUCUUCAGCCCAUGCCACGUCCUGGUGAACCCGGGCCCGUUCCAGCGGUUCUGCCGUUAUGACGUGUGUGCGUGCGUGGACGGAGAGCAGUGCCUCUGCUCCGCUCUGGCGGCCUACGCAGCGGCCUGCGCCGCCAGAGGAGUGCUGCUCAACUGGAGGUCUCCCUCACUCUGCGAGCUGGAGUGUCCUGUGGGCCAGACGUACGAGGCCUGUGGGAGUGUGUGUGACCGGACCUGCCGCUCCCUGUCUGGGGCCGAGGCUGGCUGCGAGGGGGAGAGGGUGUGUGAGGAGGGCUGUUUCUGUCCUGCUGGAAAGUACCUGAGUGCCUCUGGAGAGUGUGUGACGGCUGACCUGUGCUCCUGCCUGCACGACGGACAGCUCUACCAGCCCAAUGACGUCUAUGCAGAUCACAACAGCAUUUGCAACUGUGAGAAUGGCUCCAUGCACUGCAGCUCAAACGAAAUGACUUCAUUCCUCUCUGAUUUCUUUUAUGAAGACGACUUGGCACCAUCCAGAGGUCGAAGGUCAGCGGAGUGCCCUCCUCCACUGAUUCGUGCAGAGUGCGAUUCGGGGGCUAAAGGCCUGGAGUGUGCCAGAACCUGCCAGAAUCUGGACCUUCCCUGCGUCAGCCUCGCCUGCAUCCCCGGCUGCCUCUGUCCACCCGGCACUGUACGUCACCGCAGAGACUGUGUUGCACCGGAGCAGUGUCCGUGUUACCAUAACAACAGGCCAUACGCAGCAGGACAGACCAUCUCCGUGGACUGCAACACCUGUGUGUGCGAGAACAGAAAGUGGCGAUGCACGGAGAAGCCGUGCGAUGGCGUGUGCCGCACCGUGGGGGAGGGGCAUUACAUCACCUUCGAUGGCCUCAAGUACUCUUUUCCUGGUCUCUGCCAAUACAUCCUGGUGCAGGACAUGUGCAACGGGGAGGACGGCUCCUUCAGGGUGCUGGUGGAGAAUGAAGCCUGUGGAAUUGUAGGCCAUCGCUGUGCAAAAUCUGUCAUGAUAUCCUACCAGGGCGGAUUGAUUGUAAUGCAACAUGGAGAGGUGAAGAUGAAGAGGCCGGUGCCUCAUGGCUCACAGGUGGAGAUCAUCCGUUCGGGCCAGUUUUACACUCUGCUGUUUGGGAAGCACAUCUCCGUCAGCUGGGACAAAGGAACUCGCCUUCUGGUUCACAUCUCAGCGGCAUACAGGGGUCGGGUUUGUGGGCUUUGUGGUAACUUUGAUGGGAACGUCAACAAUGACUUGGUGAGCAGCAACAAUCAGCUGGAGGUAGACUCCUCACACUUCGGGAACUCCUGGAAGAUUGGUCCCAGCUGCGCCGACGUAACAGAGAUACCAACUCCUUGCAACAACAACAUUGUGAGGUUGGUAACAGUGGAGCAGUCUUGUCGAGUGAUCACCGGCCCCCUCUUCAGAGAGUGCAACAGCCAGGUGGAUGCAGAGCCGUAUGUGGAGAUGUGUGUGGAGGCGGCAUGUUCUUGUCAUUCCGUGGGCGACUGUGAGUGUUUCUGCGAUGUUAUCGCGGCGUACGCACAGGCCUGCUCUGAGAAGGGUGUGUCCGUAAGCUGGAGAUCCAACGACCUUUGUCCUAUGAGCUGUGAGGAGCUGAACCCCAGGAUCCCAGCGAUAGGGGUGGACUUAUGCCAGUGGAGAUAUAACACUUGUGGACCUGCCUGUCCGGUCACCUGCCAGCACCCAGAGCCCCUCCACUGUGCGCUCACAUGCGUGGAGGGCUGUCAUGCGUAUUGCCCACCAGGCCAACUCCUGGACGAGGUGGCCAUGCGGUGUGUCGAUCCCUCCCACUGUCAGGUUUGUAUCCAUGAGGGUCAGAGAAUCUCCCACGGCAACAAGGUCAUCCUGAAUCACGAUGACCCCAGCCACUGCAAGAUAUGCCACUGUGAAAACAACACCCUGAGCUGUGAAGAUUGUACCCCCGUCAAUAUAAUCACUACUCCUGCACCAACAUCUGCCUAUGGGACCUUCACCACCCAGCAGUUCACCACUCUGAUGCCCGAAGGGACAUGUGACCGCGCCAUGGAUCUGGCUUUCCUAUUGGAUGGGUCAGAAUCCCUGAGUGAAGAUGAGUUUCAGGCAACCAAAGAUUUCAUAUUGGGAGUGGUUGAAAGAUUCCGCAUGGGCUCGGCUCACACUCGAGCAACAGUCCUGCUUUACCACUCAGGUGUCAAAACAUAUGAUCUGCAGGUUCAGAAGUGGUUGUUCAAGAAGACGGUGCGUGAGCUUCAUUACACUGGAGGGGACGCCGCUUUUCUGGAUGAGGCAGUCAAGUAUCUCGCCAUCAACAUCUACGACAAGAACAAGCGUGAAAACGCCGGCCGCAUCGCCAUUAUCUUGACCGCUAGUCCCAACCCUCGCCCCGUCCGCUUUCUUGUGAAGAUGCUCCGCAAAAAAGACAUCACGACCCUGACCGUGGCUCUGGGUCCCGGGGUCGACAUGAAACAGAUCAACGACAUUACUAAGGCAAACCCAGACAACAGGGCCUACGUGUUGAGCAGCACAGCCGAGCUGUCCGAUCGCCUUUUGGAGCUGACUGACUAUCUCUGCACUCUGGGGAUGGAGCCUGAGGUCGUGAAGCCUCCAACCCCAAAACCCACAGCGGCUAAAACUUCAAAGACGACAACCACCACUUCCCCGACUCCACAUCUGGAGCCAAACCCCACGCAACCGCCAACCCAUGCACCUGCAUCGACAGCCGCCGUUGGCCUUUCUCCCACCACUACACUGUCGUCCUCCAUCGCUCCAACCAAGGACGUGACUUUUAUUAUAGAGGGCUCGGAUUCUGUUGGAGAGGCCAAUUUCAACAAGACGCUCCUCUUCCUGGAAGAAGUUAUUUCUCAGAUGACAGAAGAGGAGGAGUUCAUCCACAUCACUGUGAUCCAGUACUCAGUAACAGUAACUGUGGAGAUCAGUCGAUGGGAGCUGAGGUAUCAGAGAAACCGACUGAUCCAGCAACUGAGGGAGAUUCGCUGGAGGGGCGGAAGCAUGACGAACACCGGGGCCGCGGUCAACAUGACCAUUGAACAAACCGCUACCAUCCAGCCCUCUCGCGGCCCCGCCGCUCCUCAGCUCGUCUUCCUCGUGACAGAAAACCCACCGACAGACACGGUGACCCGUCCGCCAUCAACAAGCACCCACACGCACGUCUACCCGAUUGGCGUUGGACCAAAAAUACACGAGACUGACCUGCUCCCAUUCAGCUUCCCUCAGCGCCCACUGAUGGUGGAUGACUACACCCGCCUGACGACCCUGGUUCGCAAAGUUGUCAAUAUCACCCGCACCACGGUCACGCCCCGCUCUCCUACACUACCUCCCUUAGUAUUCCCACCUCAUGCCACCUUACCACCUUCAGUGCCCUGUAAGAAACCAGUGGAUGUCAUGUUCCUGCUGAAGUCUGGAGAGCAGUUUGAGGACAUGAAGACAUUUGUCAAAGCUUUCAUUAAUCAUGCUGAUAUAGGGCGGAAUGACACUCAGGUGAGUGUGGUUCAGUAUGGAGAAACCAACACGGCAGAGCUCACAUGGAGGGAUGAACAGAGCAGAUCAGAACUCCUGAAGCUGGUGGACAGCAUACCGAGCAGGAGCAGCUCCCCCCCUGCACUCGGGUCUGCUCUGAGAUUCGCCGUGCAGACGUCCAUCUCCUCCGUCAGCGGUGGAAGAGCUGGCGUGGCCAAGGCUGUGGUGAUGCUGGUGACAGACAAAUCAACUGAUGAUAUCAGUGAAGCAGCCAAUGAGGCACUGGCAGCAGGUGUGUCGGUGUUCCCUAUUGGGAUUGGACCCAGCUACGACAGCCACGAGCUCAGUGUGCUCGGUCGGCAUGGCAAUCAGGACAACACUCUCCACCUGAACAGCAUGGAUCAGCUGCUGAUGCUGUUGACACUGGACAACAGUUACACUGAGAGAAUCUGCAGAGCUGGCCCACCUGGAGUGUGUGUUGAUGAUAAUGGAAUUGAGAGAAAGCCUGGUGAGACGUGGCUGCUGGACGACGGCUGCCACUCUCUCCUGUGCCACCCCAGCGGGGCAGUGACAGUCCAGAAUCACAAAGUCAGCUGUGACAGGCUGGAGCCGCCGGCUUGCAGAAACAGCAUGUCUCCUGUCAGAGUUCAAGAGACCUGUAGCUGCCACUGGGAAUGCCCUUGCGUGUGCAUGGGCAGCUCCACCAAUCAUGUGGUGAGAUUUGACGGCUUGGCACUCAGGCUGGACGGGGAGGGCUUGUGCUCCUACACACUUCUCACUGUCAGCAAGAACGUCAGUGGAGGGUCAGAGGUCAAAAUCCACACUGGGCCUUGUCAAGACACAGCGAAUUACAACCAGGUCUGCAUGAAAGCGAUGGAAGUGAUCCAUGGAAAACACCAGCUGCUUUUGAAAGAUGACAUGAUGGCGACGAUUGACGGAGAGGAGCUGGCGCUGCCGUGGCGUCACGCCGGUCUGGAGCUGGUGCGUUAUGGGGGAGUGAUGCUGCAGCUGAAAUCAGACCACGGCUACGUCCUGACGUUCACUCCUCAGAGCAACGAGUUCACCAUCACAUUAUUCGGCUCGACCACCGCCGGUCACACCGCUGGACUCUGUGGUGCCUGUGGGGAGGAAAAAGUUAACGUCCUCUCUUUACGUAAUGGCGGUACAACAACUGAUCAGCCGGCCUUCAUCUCAGACUGGACUGUGCCUGUAGAAGACGGUGUUUGUCUGCCGAAGCGGAAAGCAUUGUGUGUUUCUGGAUCGGCGAUGGGAUGUCAGGCUCUGCGCUCGGAGGUGUUUGAGCCGUGCCAUCCAUACAUCCCCGUUCAGGUUUUCCUCACCAAGUGCGAGGAGCAAGUGUGUGAGGAGUCAGAUGUGUGUGAGCUCAUUUCCACCUAUGCACGCCUGUGCAGACAGAGAGGCGUGUGCGUCGACUGGAGGAGCCCCCACCUUUGCCCACUGAAGUGCCCCACUUCCAUGGAGUAUGAUGCAUGUCGGACAGGGUGUGUAGAGGACUGUGGUAGCAUACAGGCGUUGCCAGGCGACUGGUCGGUUGCUAGGGGCAACGAGUCCUCCUGUAUGGACACACCUACUGAAGGCUGCUUUUGCGCAGGAGGAACAGUUUUGAAUCAUGGACAGUGUGUGCAGCCAGAAGCAUGCAGACAGUGUGUGGACCAUCAUGGACACACAUAUAUGUACAUGCAGAGUUGGGUACCAGAGGAGAACCCGUGUUUGAUCUGCAUGUGUUUAGACCAGCAGCGCAUCAACUGCACUGCUCGACCCUGCAAUGAUGUGAAAGCUCCAAUCUGUGGACCCUGUGAGAUCCUGAAAGAGAAGAGAGAAUCCAAGUGCUGCCCAGAGUAUGAAUGUGUGUGUGAUCUGGUGAGUUGUGACCUGCCUGAAGUGCCUCGCUGUGAGGAUGGUCAAACUGCGGUCCUGAAAAACCCUGGGGAAUGUCAGUCGAUACAUGAGUGCGUGUGCAAAAAGGAAGAGUGUGCUCUAGAAGCUCCUCCUGUUUGUCCCUCACAUCGUGUACUAUCCGUCAAGAAGACAACUUGCUGUGAUGUGUAUGAAUGUCAGUGCAAUUGCCAAAACUCCACCCACACCUGCCCCACUGGCUUCAUCAUGUCCUCCUCUACCAACGACUGUGGCUGCACAGAGAUCAACUGCCUGCCUGACAAGGUGUGUGUGGUUGGUGCCACGGCUCAUCCGGUGGGAAGCAAAUGGGAGGAAGGCUGUAAAAAGUGCAGCUGCACUCAGCUGCAGGAUGCAGACACAUCGCUUCACAUCGCUCAGUGUGAGCCGCCGGCGUGCGAUCGAACCUGCCCUCUGGGCUCAACGUACAUGCCGUCUGAAGGAGAAUGCUGUGGGAAAUGCACACCGACCAGCUGUGUGGAGGCACAGGGAGAGAAGCGAGGGGACACAGUCAUUGGAGGAAGUCUCAGACAUGUGGGUGAGGUGUGGCGCUCUGCACGUGAUGAAUGUGUCCUACAUGAGUGCACGAAAGUCAAAGACGAGGUUUUCAUCUCCACAACAAACAUCAGCUGCCCUGUUAUGGAGGCUCCAUCCUGCCCGCUGGGAACGGAGCUGCGCUGCAACACCCACGACUGCUGCCCCAGCUGUCACUGCGCCUCUUUGGACGUUUGUGUACUCAAUCACACACUGAUCGGAGCGGGGGAGAGGAUGAUGGUUGACAUGUGUACACACUGUGUGUGUAUGAUUGAGGACGGUGCAGUCAGGAAGCUCAAACUGUCCUGCAGGCGAAUCAACUGCUCUCCAUGCCCCAUGGGCUACACGAUGCAGGAGGAGGAGGAUGCCUGCUGCGGUCGCUGUGUUCCCACCGCCUGCUUCAUGCAAAGGCCUGAUGGGAAACUCCUCACUGUGCAAGUGAACACAACUACUGAGGAUGGCUGCAGCUCCUACACCUGUGGGGUAAACAGUAAAGGAGAUCUAGUUCUGCAGACCAGAGUGACCACCUGCCCUCCGUUCGACCGCCAAGCCUGUCUGGACCAUGGAGGGAAAAUCAGCCAAAUUGGAACAACCUGCUGUGAGAUGUGUACUGAGCCGGAGUGUCGAAGGACAAUAGGAACACUAAACUACAUCAGAGUGGAUGACUGCCAGUCAGAGCACCAGAUAGAGCUGCAUUACUGUGAGGGCAAAUGCCGCAGUCAGUCCAUGUACUCGCUGCAGCGGGCGGCCGUGGAGCAGGAGUGUGUGUGUUGUGCUGCCGUGGAGACUGAGCCCCUCAGCGUUCCUGUGCUGUGUGCCAACGGCACCCAGAGCCACCAUACUGUCCUGUCUGUCACCGCCUGCGACUGUCUGUCCAAGCACUGCACCUAAAAAGAGAGCAAGAGAGGAGAAAAAUAAAAAGUUCAUGCAAUCUGUGUAUUCAAGCAACAUGUUUAAAGGUUUAAAAAACUAACCACAUCAGUAACAAUAAAACAAACUUGUCAUUUUCUGUGA
Molecule: messenger RNA, 8788 nt
Organism: Salarias fasciatus (jewelled blenny)
Lineage: Eukaryota; Metazoa; Chordata; Actinopteri; Blenniiformes; Blenniidae
Gene: vwf
Product: von Willebrand factor
Exons: 53
Coding region: 104-8665 (2853 amino acids)
Biological process (GO): blood coagulation; cell-substrate adhesion
Cellular component (GO): extracellular matrix
Molecular function (GO): protein binding
Source: RefSeq, a predicted model, not a curated record